AUGAUUAGGAUUAGGAAUUAUGCUGGUUCACGAAUACAUGCAUUACGAGGUGUUCGCAAUUUGAGAAUAUGGCUAGACAAUUUUUGUAUAUUUUAUGGAGAGAUUUGCUGCGCCGUUGGUAAUUCAACGACGGGAGAUACAAUUUUAUUUACAACUAACGAAGAAAUUCUUGCAAAAAUUGCAGAACACGAUGAACAAAUUUUACAAAUCCCUGAGCAACAGCAACAAGAUUCGCUGGGGGAUAGCAAUCAACAAAAUUUAACCAUUUUGGCUGCUUUACAACAAGCAGGAUUUGCGGCUGCUGGUAGAAUGGAACCUCUAGUACAAUCCAACGAAUUACCCUGCGUAACCGCCGCUCAUUUUCGCCCUACAACGGGUGGAUACAAUAAUAAUAUAGCCCCAUCAUCUGCCUCUCCUCCACGUCAAGUUCUUCCUGUCUCCGAUGGAGAAUGUUCUCUUUCUCUUCAAAAUAAUUUAAAUUCUGAUUUAAAUCAAAAAGAAAAAGAUAAAGGGGAGGAGGAGGAAAAUGAGGAAAAUUUAGCUGAUUUAGAUGAUAGUUGUGUUGGGAAGUUAUUCCACAUGGAGUUAGUAGAAAGUUGGGGAAGUGCUGACUCCAUAGGCCUCACAGGUGUUCAAUUUCUGGGUCCAGGAUUUGCUCCAAUAGACGACAACCUUGCUAAGGAGUGCGUGGUAAGGUGUGAACCUGUUGUAGUGGUUAAUGAAGAAAGGCAGCCAGCAAAGACGGGAGAUUUGAAUAAGUUGGAAAUUUUUAAAUUACAGCCGGACUCACUUAUGGGAUGCUCCCGUGGGGUUGAGAAUAUACUACCUUAUAAUGAGAGUAUUUUAAAUAGAAGUGUGUCUAAUAUUGGGUGUAUAUUGAAUAGAAGGUAUCUAAUAUUGGAUGUCUCUUAA
Molecule: messenger RNA, 912 nt
Organism: Meloidogyne enterolobii
Lineage: Eukaryota; Metazoa; Nematoda; Chromadorea; Rhabditida; Meloidogynidae
Source: the annotation of a GenBank genome assembly